ACAAAAAGUUUCUCUCCAUACCUCCAUCUCAGCAGGGUCAACAAGAGCGUUUUUGCUGUGUUAUUAACUUUAUUUCAAGCAAGUUUGUUUUUGCAUUGGAUAUAAACGAGCUCGAAAAUAGCAUUGUUAGUUUUGAAGAUAACCUGCUGACUGCCGAGUUCACUACUACCGUGGAGGAGUUUUUUGUCGCAGCGUCGGGCAGCCGGAGGGGUUUAAAGUUCAGCUAACAGUAGCGUCGUUAGCAAGUAGUUAGCGCCAUAACUUUUACCAAUUAGCUUAGUCACAAUGGCAGCUGUGUGUCAGCCUCGACGUGCCUUGGUUGAGAUACCAGCUCCACAGCCCAAAAUUGCAGCUCGGAUGAGGAGGUCCUAUCUUGAAAUCCUAAGUGGCCGUUUGGCUCCAUCUCCACUUCCAAGAGGGAGAAACACUACUUCAAGCACCAGGCGUGUGCAGUCUUUGGACCUGUCCCUUGAUGGGAUGUGGAGUGGGAGGAUAGAGGAGCAGUGUGAGAAGAUGGAUGAGCACCACACCCCACUGUCCAAACAGCAACUUGUACAGCUAAUCAGAUCCCUCAUCUUAGUCGAACAGAGCCAAGAGCCCAGGAUCCUGGCCUCCGACCUGAAGUAUCUACAGGACGACUUGCAACUGAAGAAGGCAAAUGUUUACAGGUCCAUACCGUAUUCACGGUUUGGUUCCAACAGGGACGCACACUGCUACAGAAAAGCAUAUCCUCAUCUGGUGGCAUUCAAAGUUUCUUGUCAGGAGUGGGGCCAAGUUCUUCUGAGGAACAAAGAGUGGGAUGCUGUGUUGGAGCACACACUGAUAGCAUGGCGCUACACCAGCGAGUUACCACAGUGGGAUACAACAAACCAUAAUGCUGUCCGAGAACAGUGUUACAGCAUUUUGGCAUCUCACAGCCUCACUGCUCUCCAGCACUACUGCCCUGAACCAAACAGAGGACGAGAACUGCUUAGAAGGUUGAAAAUGGCUCAGUUGCACAGCCAGUCAAUUGUGCCUUGUAUUCAGGAAUUGCAGAGGAUUAUGGGAUGUGCUGAUGAAUCCAUGGACACAAAGUAAUAAGGGAAACACUCAAACCAUCUGUCUACAGCCUCGCUGAGAAUGGUGCUUUGUGGCUCGUUUAGAUGAGCUUAAGGAUCUGUGUGUGGUUGAGGGCCAAAAAAUAUUUUACAUAGUAGUGUUUAAGUGUUUGAAAAACCACUACAGUAUUUUUCCAAAGGGUAAUGUAAAAAAUGCAAUAAAACCUCUUAAUCACAUUGCAUUAUUACAUCAACUGGCAAAUGUUUUGUUACAAGGAUUGUAACAUGUUUGUUUGGUGUAUCCCUGACUGGUUAAUGUAACUGUGC
Scomber japonicus (chub mackerel) is the source of this 1364-nucleotide messenger RNA. RefSeq lists its product as uncharacterized. NCBI's taxonomy places the organism in Eukaryota, Metazoa, Chordata, Actinopteri, Scombriformes, Scombridae. Gene Ontology annotation, cellular component: nucleus. The transcript is spliced from 6 exons. Gene Ontology annotation, biological process: proteasome localization; nuclear protein quality control by the ubiquitin-proteasome system. The record is from RefSeq and is a predicted model, not a curated record. The coding region runs from base 286 to 1077 and encodes 263 amino acids.